AUGGCACAAUAUCAGAGAUUGGACGGCACGCAGCCUAACUUUCCUCCUGCCUAUGAUGACUUGGAUGAUGCUGAUAUGCACCACGCUCAGCCUGUGGAUAUCGAGGCCUUUGAGAUAGAAGAUGGUAUUGCAGAGGAACUUGGUCAACGAAGAAGAACCGGAUUCUUCGGUAAAGCUUCCCAAUUCACCAAGAAAUUUGCAUCGAACUUCAAUAACGCUGUUAUACACCCGGUCUCGCAGAUGAUAGACCCCAUGUAUGAGGGCUACAAAUAUUUCAAUGGCAUGUACGAGCAGUUCAUAUUGAAAAUAGGGAACCCCUUGGUAGUUAAAAGACUCCUCUAUGUCUCGUUUAUAAUAGGUUUCAUAUUCAUCUUGACUCACUAUUCAACCUCACUGGAAGCUCUGGAUGCCGGGCAUCAUUCCGGUGGAGGGUUCACGCUGGGGAUGAUGUAUGACAUUGACAAGUUAGGGGCUGCUGUGGCGCCAAUGAUUGAUAACAAACUUAUGAAGGAAAACCUCGAGUAUUUGUCGUCGAUGCCUCAUAUAGCAGGAACGAAGGGUGAUUUGACAUUGGCUAAGUACGUACAAGACUUCAUGAUCAACAAUGGGAUCAAGGAUUACGAUCUUAACACAGUACUGGUCAAUUUAAAUUACCCGAAAGCUGAAGAAGGUUCCACGUAUGUGAAAUUAGCUGAUGGCUCCUUUCUGGCCAAUUUGAAAGAGUUUAACCAAGAGGGGAUGGAACACUUAGCCUACAAUCAAAAUGCCCUCAACACCAAUAAUGUGGUGAAGGGCCAUUAUGUGUAUGGAAACUAUGGUACAAGGAAAGACUUCGAGGCCUUGCACUCUGCGGGAGUGAAAUUAAAGGGAGCUGUUUUAUUAAUAAAGUACGGAGGGGGUGACAUUCCAGAUUCAAAUAAGGUUAGUUUGGCUACUCUGAUAGGGGUUUCCGCAAUUGUAUUCAUCUCCACACCAUAUACUGACUCUGAAGGCAAUAGACAUGAAGAUAUUAUAGAGAAGUGGAAUGUCGGUCUAGAAAGAUAUAGUACGGGUGACGUCCUUACUCCAGGCUGGUCUUCUGGUGAAGGAUAUGUUGUCAGGUUACCUUGGUUCAAAUCGGAAUCUACACCAAAAAUUCCUACAAUUCCAAUAUCUUAUGCAGAUGCCAAAGAAUUUUUGAAGAAGAUUGAAGAAAAGGGAGCUAAAUUUGAGGAUGGAAACUAUUCAGGUGAUGCAUCAGGUAUUGAAAUUGAGUUACAGAUUAACAACGAACCAAAACCAACGCACCAAAUUUGGAAUGUUGUUGGGUCUAUUGAAGGGCGUGAACAGUCCAAUAAAGGUUUGAUUAUUGGGGCCUCAAGAGAUGCCUCGUGCUUCGGUACUUUAUCUACAAAUACAGGUACCGUGAUUUUGUUGGAAUUGGUCAAAGUCUUUACAGCUAUGCAAAGAAAGUUCAAUUGGUCUCCUGCAAGAUCCAUAUAUUUCAUAUCAUUCGAUGGAAGUGAAUAUAAUUUGGCAGGUCUGACCGAGUGGAUAGAAAAUAGAAAGGAUCAACUAACUGAUAAUGGUUAUACGUAUAUCGACUUGAGUGAUGUGAUAACUGGUGAUGAACUUCAAAUUAAUGCACAUCCUUUGUUCCAUGAAGUUAUCAGGAAGGUUCUUCAAAAAGUCAAGACAGAAGGAGAUGAUCAAUUAUUGUACGACUUGUACAAAUCUCAAAAUAACAAUAAAGAUGAUAUUCCAUUCAAUUUGAUUGAACUGAAAAACUACAUACCGUUUAUUAACUUUUUGAACGUGCCAUCGAUGGAAAUCAAGUUUACCUCUUCGGAGACAAACCCAGAAAGGAGAUACCCAAAGAACUCGUGCUAUGAUAGUUUCCAAAAUUUCGAAGCUUUGAAAAUCGACUCUGAGAUGAAGAAGCAUAAGGUACUUGUGGAGCUAUUUUCGAAACUUAUUUUGGAAUUGGUGGAGAGUCCAUUAAUCCCAUUUAAUUUUAACGAUUUGUCAAAUAAAUUGCAUGACUAUGAGCAAUCUCUUGAAAAUUAUGCAAAUGAGAUAAUUGCUAAAGACAAGAAACCAACGAAACCAAUAAUUCAUUACGAAAGGUUGACUCAAGCAAUUGGCAGGUUCAAGCAAGCAUCAGGAGUAUUAGAGGACUGGAACCUGAGUUGGAAGGAUUUCUUAAAGAACUCUGGGGAUAUGGAACCCACUCUAGUAGCAAUGAAUAGAUGGAAGCAAAAUGAGAACAUGAUUGGUUUCAGUAGCAAAUUUAUCAAGAAAGAUUUAAAAUCUAGAAGACCAGGCUACGUCAAUGCCUUAUUUGGCGUUCCUUACGAUGCUCCUUAUUUUAUAAAUAGUGGAAACAUGAAGGAUAAGGAUUUCAACAUUUUCCCAGGCGUCAAAGAUUUCUUGGAUGAUGGAGACUAUGGAAGAGCACAAAGCGAAAUUGAUAAUGUUGCACAGUAUAUAGAAGCAGCAGCUGUUGAAUUACAGAGAGGUUAA
Molecule: messenger RNA, 2502 nt
Organism: Dujonia railenensis
Lineage: Eukaryota; Fungi; Ascomycota; Pichiomycetes; Serinales; Debaryomycetaceae
Source: the annotation of a GenBank genome assembly